This is a messenger RNA of Tyto alba (common barn owl), 3729 nucleotides long. It is a transcript of the gene SNX3, whose product is annotated as sorting nexin 3. Gene Ontology annotation, cellular component: retromer complex; early endosome membrane. Gene Ontology annotation, biological process: endocytic recycling; late endosome to Golgi transport. Lineage: Eukaryota; Metazoa; Chordata; Aves; Strigiformes; Tytonidae. The coding region runs from base 142 to 630 and encodes 162 amino acids. The transcript is spliced from 4 exons. The record is from RefSeq and is a predicted model, not a curated record. Gene Ontology annotation, molecular function: phosphatidylinositol-3-phosphate binding.
GGCGGCGGCGUGGGUGCGCGUUGCCGGGCAGUCAGCUGGCCGGGGGGCGAUAAGAGGGCGGGCGGGCGGCGGCGGUGCUCGCUCGCGUCCUGCCGCGCUCCGGGAAGGGGAGGGGGGGGGGAAGAAGGCGCCCGCUCCGCCAUGGCCGAGACGAUCGCGGACACCCGGCGGCUGAUCAGCAAGCCGCAGAAUCUGAACGACGCCUACGGGCCGCCCAGCAACUUCCUGGAGAUCGACGUGGGCAACCCGCAGACGGUGGGGGUGGGCCGCGGCCGCUUCACCACCUACGAGAUCCGCGUCAAGACAAACCUACCUAUCUUCAAAUUGAAAGAAUCUACCGUGAGAAGAAGAUAUAGUGACUUUGAAUGGCUAAGGAAUGAACUAGAAAGAGAAAGCAAGGUUGUGGUACCACCUCUACCAGGAAAAGCUCUUCUCCGUCAGCUCCCCUUCCGAGGAGAUGAUGGCAUAUUUGAUGAUUCCUUUAUAGAGGAAAGGAAGCAGGCUCUCGAACAGUUCAUAAACAAGGUUGCAGGCCACCCACUGGCACAGAACGAGCGCUGUCUUCACAUGUUCUUACAAGAUGAAGUAAUAGACAAAAACUACACACCGUCCAAAAUAAGACAUACUUGAGUUCUGAAUCCAUCUUCUCAAACAUUAGUGGUUCUUAUGCUUGGUUUUAAGAGGUUGUAGUUUGUCUUAGCAUGCUGAGGAUAAACAGGCACAAAGUCUCCACUAACACCAGUACACUGCUUGGUCUUUGCAUAUGCUUUAUAGCAUUAAAGAACUCACUUGUCUUCUAGCUAAAUCCCUCUGAAUCCUUGAUUUAAGAGUAUUAUACUAUGAGACCAUCCACCCCUUGCAAUGUCUCACAGACCUUUCCACUCUUAUUUGCAAUGACUUAACAAUGUUUACUGACUUGGCCUUACUUGAACUUGCACAGUUGUAGUGUCACGUGUUCACUUGUAUUUGACUAAACUGCUAUGCUGUUUCUGAGGUAGUCAUCUGUCUGAACUUCUGUAGAAAGACUGCUUUAUUUCUGAUACCCUGUGUGAGAAACACUUAUGCAAUUGUCUUCAAGCUUGUAAAACACUUUAUACUGAAGUAAUGAGGGAAUUAUCUUUAUAUUCUGUAAGAGGAAAAAAAAGUCAAAUUUAUAUACUAAAGUAACUUGUCUAAAGUUUUGAAAUAAAAGUGAAAAUCACUUCAACUGUUUUGUCACUCUUGACCUCGAGUGUGGGAUCUCAUACUUUCUGUGAAACAGGGACUUGACUGUACUAAGUGAACUGGUGUUUCAGCCUUGCUGUGAUGCUAUUCUGCAGUGUAGUCCUGUGUUACGAGCAGCUAGCACUAAAUACCCUUAGGUGCUGGCACUCGUUGCUCAAGUGUUAAAGAAAGUAUAAAGGUACUGAAAGCUGUUCCUGUGUUGUGCAGCCAAAGCUGGAACCCCAUUCAUGUUAGGCAGUCAGCAGAUCUGUGGCUUCAGUAAGUUUGGGAAAAAGAGUACCUUUCUGCUUGGCAUGAGAAGCAUCAAUCUAGCUUCAACUAGCAAGUGAAAAUUAUACCAGCCUAUGGAGAAAGGAAUGUUGGCAUAACCUAUAAUAUAUUAUAACUUUGGUCCUAGAUGAAAGUAGCCCUGCUCUAUGAAUACAAUUAGGGACGUGAAGCUCUACAAGCUGGCUGUAAAAUGUGAUCAUAGAUCACUUCCCUGAACGUUAAAGGAAGGAGAAGCUAUAGUAUUGUGCCUCUGUGACCACCGGUGAAAUGCAGAUUGAUACCUGGGCUGCAGUUCAUGAGCAACACUGCUGAAGUAGUCUUUCUUGCUAGAUGCUUCUGUGGCUGGAGAAGCUUCUGUAGUGCUUCCAGAUGUGACUUGGGAGUUACUCAUCCAGAUGUUCUUGAAAAUAAAUUCAAGAAUGCUCUAGCAGCAAUCUGCUCCAGUGUUUUGUGCUAUUUGGUAACAGUACGGGUUGACUUAGACUUGGCGUCGCUGCUUUUUCCUUAUAAUAUUUAUUACCACAUCCUACAAACUUACUGGCAAAGUUACUAGUUUCCUUUAAGACCAUUAGCCUAAUUUAUGGAAAUCUAGAUGUAAAAGAUUGAAUUGAUAGAGCAGUGGUGGCAGCUGGGAUUAUAUGUAGUACUAGUGACUAGCUACACUGAAUAAUUAAAUGCUCAAAUAAUUGCUUUUUCUCCCUCCUACUUAACGAAGACUGCUAAAUCUCUCCAGCAAUCCUAUUCAUGAAACCAGACCAAAAAUGACAGAGCCCACUUGCAGCCUAGAGCUGUCUAGCUUUUCAACACAGUCCUAGUGUUUCAUGAAGCUUUUGACAAUGUAAAAUCGAUUCUAAAUUUCCCUGUGCUUGUUCUAUAACACUUAAAAGUUGAGUUAUUCCUGGAAAUGGGGGAAGAAGGGCUAAAUGUAUAUGAGGUUUUAUUAUUUAGGUUUAGAUAUCUGGUAAGGUGUUCUUUUUCUUUUCUCAAACGUUCUUUUCAGAGAGAAGCUUCUUUCAGAAAUCAACGUAAAUACCCCAUCUUAUCCCUUAAAGGAGGAUGACACAGUCUAUAUCAUCGGCUGUGGAAAAAAGAGAAUUAAGCUAAAGAGGGAAAAGCUGCAGGCUUGAUGUCAAAGUAUUCCUGUUUCUAAAGUGAGGACUUCAGAGCAUUGACGUGGGAUGUUGACAGAGCAUUUCAGAUUUCACCUUCUCUUCAGGGCUAACUAGAGACCUUAAUUCUCGUGUAGUGUAACUGGUUCUGCUUCUGUGCAGUCUGCAGUACUGGGAGGAAGACGUGGUCCGACGUUAGCUGUGCCUAAACCCCAGGGAUCUGGGCACUGUUCCCGGCUGGGGAGUCUGCUCUGCAGGUGAGAGGAUGAGAUGUGGGUGUGCACCCCUUCCCCUGCCUGCUUUGCAACUGGGAGAAAGGGACUCUGUUGCAUCCUCUAGCCUGGGUGAGCUAGGGACUGGGACCGUAGCACACUGUCGAGUGCGGUUGCCUUGCAGCAUGGAUGCAGUUCACGUUUGCUGCUCUGGCACAGCAGCAUAAAUUUUACUGAAAUGGGUGCUCGUGGGUUCUGCACAGCACUGGGUUUCAACUUCUUUAGCUGGUAAACUGAAUUGUCACAGAGUGGAGAACCACAAUUGAUUUUUCCGCCCUGUCAAGUUCUUUUAGUGUAGAGAGCAGAAAAUGGGUGAAGGUUAUUACAGGUGCAGGAAGAACACUUCGUAAAAUUUCAAAGCAUUUGCAAUGCCCUGUGGUGAAUUCAUUCUCGGGUGCUCCAUGCUAGUUUGUAUAGAAGCUGUUUCGAAGUCCGUGCGUUGUCUCACCUGACUUAUCAAAAGACUGGUCUUGUAUACUUAAUGGUCUGGUUGUUUUGGAAAGGAUAGAAUGUGAGGCCUAGCAGACGGUGCAAAUGGAAGAGAGUUGGGAUGAAAACUCUGAUGUCUGAAACACGUGAGAUUUUUGUGCUUGGAGUCAAUGGAGCAAGGAUUUCACUUGUGAUCUGUAUUCCUGGGCACUGAAAAGCAAUGAGCCAUUGAUAUACACUGUACGUUUCCACCUGUCAUUUUAGCGUGCGUAGCUCUUCCGUCAUCCAUUGCCAUAUGAACAAUAUGUUUUGUUUCCCUUCUCCUAUUCCCAAGUUGUUCUGUGCAUUGGGGGUUGCUUACCUCUUUCUUUGGUGUGAUUACACAGCUGGACACCUUAAUAAAACCUCAGAAUCUUUUUAAUUGA